AUAACAACAAUAAUAAUAAUUCAUUAAUUUUCAUGUGCAUGUCUUUCUUCCCUCCAAUCAUUCUCUUGUUCAGUGUUUUCUUUUCUUUUCUUUUCUUUGAUUUUCCGGGAAAAUUUCUCUCACUCUUGCUCUCUGGUUUCCCGGCGACAGAGGAGGAAGUAGAAGAGUAGAAGGAAGAAAUUUCUCUGCUUCUACGGAAACUCUUACCCUUCUCUUCUCAAUUUCCGUGAUCAUCACAACUUCUUCACUCCUCAAUAACAUUCCUCCAUGAACUCCCUCUAGCCCCUCCUCUUGCACAAGUGUUAGUAGAAAGUGACUGAAAAUGGACAAACAUUCUGGGGAUUCAUUGUCUGGUCAUGGUGCUGCAGGCCCAUCAGGGAUUUCCUUACUUAAUAUUCCAAAAAGGGUGGGAAGCAGUGCAUGGGGAAUACCGCAUGCCACCGAUAUAUUCCAUGAUUCAAGUGAUGUUAGCUUGUUUUCUAGUUCACUGCCUGUUCUUCCACAUGAAAAGUUAGAUUUGACUGAUUCUGAACAUUAUGGUCAACCAGUUGAUGAUAACAUGCUAACAUUAGAUAAAGUUCAUAAAGAGGAUGAUGAGGGACAUGAUCCUUUUGAUGAUUUCGAAACCAGUGCAAUUGGAAACAUGCUUCCUGAUGAUGAAGAGGAGCUUUUAGCUGGAAUAAUGGAUGAUUUUGACCUCAGUAAAUUGCCCAGCCAAUUGGAGGAUUUGGAUGAAAGUGAUAUGUUUGUCAAUGGAGGGGGAUUUGAGAUGGAUUUUGACCAAGAGAGCCUUAAUAUUGUUAUGUCAAAGAUAAACAUUUCAGAUGGAGUUGCUUCAAAUGGUAUUGGUCACUAUGCAAUCCCAAAUGGCGUGGGAACAGUUGCUGGGGAGCAUCCCUAUGGAGAGCAUCCAUCAAGGACAUUAUUUGUUCGAAACAUCAACAGUAAUGUUGAGGACUCUGAAUUACGAACACUAUUUGAGCAAUAUGGGGAUAUCAGAACUUUGUAUACAGCAUGCAAGCAUAGGGGCUUUGUGAUGAUAUCUUACUAUGACAUUCGAGCUGCUCGCACAGCCAUGCGUGCUUUACAAAACAAGCCCUUGAGAAGAAGAAAACUUGAUAUUCAUUUUUCAAUUCCUAAGGACAAUCCCUCAGAAAAAGAUAUUAACCAAGGAACCCUUGUAGUGUUCAAUUUAGAUCCAUCAGUGUCAAAUGACGAUCUGCGUCAAAUAUUUGGGGCUUAUGGUGAGGUCAAGGAGAUCAGGGAAACACCUCAUAAGAGACACCACAAGUUUAUUGAAUUUUAUGAUGUGAGAGCAGCAGAGGCAGCACUUAAAGCAUUAAAUCGAAGUGAUAUUGCUGGGAAACGCAUAAAACUUGAACCUAGCCGCCCUGGUGGAGCACGUAGAAACUUGAUGCAACAACUGAGUCAAGAACUGGAACAAGAUGAAGCUCGAACUUUUAGGCAUCAAGUAGAUUCACCUGUGGCCAACUCCCCUCCUGGUAGCUGGGCACAAUUUGGUAGUCCAGUUGAACAUAAUCCAUUAGGUUCCUUUAGCAAGUCCCCUGGUUUGGGUCAUACCAGCCCUAUGAAUACUUCCCAUUCCAACCAUUUGCCUGGAUUGGCUGCAAUUCUUUCCCCACAUGCAUCAACAUCUGCCAAGAUUGCACCAAUUGGCAAGGACCCUGGAAGGUCUGCAAAUCAGAUGUUUGCAAACUCUGGAUCAACACAAGGAGCAGCUUUUCAGCAUUCUGUGUCCUUUCCUGAGCAAAAAGUAAAUGCAAGUCCUCGGCCUAUAUCAACUUUUGGUGAAUCAAGUUCAAGUGCAUCUAGUAUUGGGACACUAUCUGGUCCUCAAUUUCUUUGGGGAAGCCCAACUCCUUAUUCAGACCAUUCAAACACAUCUGCCUGGUCAUCGUCUUCUGUGGGGCUUCCAUUUACAUCUAGUGGCCAAAGGCAGGGUUUCCCAUAUACUAGUCAUCACAGUACUUUUCUUGGCUCCCAGUCCCAUCAUCAUGUAGGAUCUGCUCCAUCUGGCCUUCCUCUUGAUAGGCAUUUUAGCUACUUUCCGGAGUCACCUGAAGCUUCUCUCAUGAACCCGGUUGCAUUUGGAAACUUGAAUAACAGUGACAGGAGUUUUAUGGUGAACAUGGGUAAUCGUGCUUCUUUAGGAGUUGGCAUUGGUCUUUCAGGAAAUACUACUGAAAUUAGUUCACCUAAUUUCAGAAUGAUGUCACUGCCUAGGCAUGGUUCCUUGUUCCCAGGAAAUGCUUCUUACUCUGGACCAGGAGCAAUUAAUAUGGAGGGUUUAGCUGAACGGGGACGCAGUAGGCGACCGGACAAUAGUGGGAACCAAAUUGAUAGUAAGAAGCUGUACCAGCUUGAUCUAGACAAAAUCAUUAGUGGUGAAGAUACAAGGACUACUUUGAUGAUUAAGAAUAUUCCUAACAAGUACACUUCAAAAAUGCUGCUUGCUGCAAUUGAUGAGAAUCACCGGGGUACUUAUGACUUUCUCUACUUGCCAAUUGACUUUAAGAAUAAGUGUAAUGUGGGUUAUGCUUUCAUCAACAUGGUGUCUCCUUCACACAUCAUCCCCUUCUAUAAGGCACUUAAUGGGAAGAAAUGGGAAAAGUUUAAUAGCGAAAAAGUUGCUUCACUGGCAUAUGCACGGAUACAAGGAAAGGCUGCUCUUGUGAUGCAUUUUCAGAAUUCAAGCUUAAUGAAUGAAGACAAGCGGUGCCGGCCAAUUCUCUUUCAUUCAGAGGGCCAAGAUACUGGUGACCAGGAACACUUGCUAUCGAGCAAUUUGAAUAUAUGCAUUCGUCAGCCUGAUGGAUCGUAUUCAGGUGAUUUGUUGGAGAGCCCGAAGGGCAAUUUGGAUGAGAAGCUAGAGAAAGAUUAACCAUUUAUACGAUAUAUUGUUCCUAGCCACAAUAAAUGGGGUCUAGGAGUGCUAACUACUGCAUAGGAGAUCUAAAGGUGUACAAAGUUGAUUCAUCAAAUAUGUGAAAAAAAAUGUAAAAAGAUGAAGGGAGCAGCCCAGUUAUCAGCAGGUGCAGGCUCUCUGGAUAUGUCAAUAGAUUAUAAUAAUCAUCCAAAUAUGCUGAGAGCAGUUUGUUGAUGUGUAGAGAAACAAUUGUUUUAUCAGUGGAAAAGAAUAACUUGGAGUGAAUUGCUGGAUGGUAUGUUUCUACGACAGCAUGCAUGCCGCAUUGUGCAGGAUGACUUGGGGAUUUGUUAUUUUUGUCUUUCUCUGUCAAGGCUUUUGUGGCCUUCUGCGGAUAUGACUAAUGUGUAUAUGGGAAAAAAAAAUCCAAUUUAUGAAAAAAAAAAAAAAAGUUUGUAUAGAAGGAAAACGAGGAACUAUCCUGUUUAUCAAUGUUGUUGUCUUGUAGCCAAGAGAAAAUUGAAAUGUCUGUAAAGAUGUGAAGUUGUGAACUGGUUUCUUGCCAUUGUAUUUAUUUCAGAUUAUUGUUAGUGAAAAUCUGAAUGCUUUGAAAUAUUGGAGGCUUUGUGAAGCAUUAUUUUAUCAACCCUUAUAAAUUUUCAUCUUAUAUUAAUGUG
This is a messenger RNA of Abrus precatorius (Indian licorice), 3564 nucleotides long. Its product is annotated as protein MEI2-like 2. Gene Ontology annotation, molecular function: RNA binding. The record is from RefSeq and is a predicted model, not a curated record. The transcript has 13 exons. Lineage: Eukaryota; Viridiplantae; Streptophyta; Magnoliopsida; Fabales; Fabaceae. Bases 323 to 2902 code for a protein of 859 amino acids.